Malurus melanocephalus (red-backed fairy wren) is the source of this 4718-nucleotide messenger RNA. RefSeq names its product nuclear prelamin A recognition factor (gene NARF). The coding region runs from base 129 to 1508 and encodes 459 amino acids. The record is from RefSeq and is a predicted model, not a curated record. The transcript has 11 exons. Gene Ontology annotation, molecular function: lamin binding. Gene Ontology annotation, cellular component: lamin filament. Lineage: Eukaryota; Metazoa; Chordata; Aves; Passeriformes; Maluridae.
GGAGCGGGCGAGUGGGCGCUAUUCGGGCAGGUUUCACCUCCCGCCCCGCUCUCUCCUGUCCCGCAGCCCCGGCGGCCAGGACCGCGCAGCAGCCGCGCCAGGGCCGGGCUGUGCCGGCCGCSCCGCAAAUGAAGUGCGAGAACUGCACCAAAAAGGAAUGCAGUAAAAAACAGAAAAAUGAUGAUACACAAAGUACRUCUGUUGAUGCAUUGAGUUCAAAUGAUGGCAUUGAAGAGAAAAAUGAGUUUGAUACAUUGGCUAAUGCUAAAAUACUCCUUAGCGACUGCCUAGCUUGUGACAGUUGCAUGACAUUGGAAGAAGGAGCCAGAGUUUUCCAACAGAAUCAGAAGGAGUUCUUUCGUAUUCUCAACCUUAAUAAGAAAUGUGAUACCUCAAAACAUAAAGUGUUGGCAGUGUCUAUAUGCCCUCAGUCAUUGCCUUAUUUUGCCGCUAAAUUCAAUCUCUCUGUGAAUGAAGCAGCCAAGAAACUCUGUGGUUUCCUCAAAAGUCUUGGGGUGCAUUAUGUAUUUGACACCACUAUAGCUGCGGAUUUCAGUAUUCUGGAGAGUCAGAGGGAAUUUGUGCAGCGGUACCAACGGAGGAACCAGGAGGAACAUGCCUUACCUAUGUUUGCCUCUGCUUGCCCUGGUUGGAUCCGAUAUGCUGAAAGGGUACUCACCAACCUGGUGACCUCUCACAUUUGCACUGCAAAGUCUCCACAGCAGAUCAUGGGCUCCCUAGUGAAGGGCUACUUUGCCAGACAGCAGAACUUGUCUCCUGAUAAAAUUUUCCAUGUAGUUGUGGCGCCUUGUUACGACAAAAAGCUGGAAGCCUUGAGGGAAGAUUUCUACACUGCCUUGUAUAAUUCACCAGAAGUUGAUUGUGUCCUGACAUCAGGUGAAAUUGUCCAAAUAAUGGAACAGAAAAAUGUGUCUAUGAAAGAUGUGACUGAAGUAGCUGUAGAUAGUUUGUUUGAUGACUUAAAGGAGGGAGAURUAGUAAGGCAUGAUGGGAACAGAUCUGAUGGUUACCUGGAGCACAUUUUUAAACAUGCUGCAAAGGAGCUUUUUGGCAUGGAUGUCAAGGAAAUCACCUACAAAGCAUUAAAGAACAAAGACUUUCARGAAGUUACCCUUGAAAAGGAUGGKGAGACAGUGCUGCGUUUUGCAGCAGCAUAUGGCUUCAGAAAUAUCCAAAACAUGGUCCUGAAGUUGAAAAAAGGAAAGUUUUUAUACCAUUUUGUGGAAGUCCUUGCCUGCCCAGGAGGGUGCCUAAAUGGAAAGGGUCAAGCCCAGACUGAGGAUGGCAAACCAGACAAAGCCCUGCUUUCCCAGAUGGAAGAGGUGUACACUGCAAUUCCAGUUAGGCUGCCAGAAGCCAACCUGCAUGUACAGAGGAUGUACCAGGACUGGCUGGAGGGCAUGGACUCCAAGAAGGUCCAGGACACUUUGCACACCACGUACAGUGCAGUAAAUCAAACCACGAGCAGUUUGGAUAUCAAAUGGUAACAAAUGCAGGUGCAGAGCUGCGUUGAGGUUACAGGGCAGCACCGGAGUCCCCUCUAUGCAAUCGCGGCCACUGAGCAUCAGCGAGGGUGGGAGUGAGCUCUGCCCAGCUGGGGAUUGUUCUUGGGAAGAGACMUUGCUUUUCAAAAGCAGAGAAGUCACCAAAAGCCCUGAUUCCUGCCACUGUCAUUUAACUUUUACUGUUUGUCAUUUCCUGCAUACAAUGGAUUUCUUCAUUUGAAAACUUGAACUUGCAAGGUACAUCAGCCCUUUCUGCCAGGGAUAGGGAGUGUAAUUCAUGAUGAAGUUAAUCCCUGAAGUGAAGGGUUCACUGCACAAARUGGGCUCCUCCAAGAGGGUGAGAUGAUUUUACUCCUACUCGUAGGUCUGCAAUCCCUGUUAUCACAGGAAAACAGUCAACAGGAAUUUCAGUAUUGAUGCAGUUGGUGUGAAGUAACUUGGGAUUUAUUUGCCUUGUUARGGAAAAGGCCCUUUUAAAGAACAAGUGAGUGUAUGAAGAGAUGUAAUUARUUUCUAUAAGCCUUGUAUUCAUAAUUCAGCAAAAAAUACUCAGUUCUAAACUAGCCACCAUUUSUUACUGAUGUAAUGUCACAGAAUGCUUCUUAGAAACUGAACCUGGGAAGCUAAAUGGUUCAUGUAAAAUAGUUCCAAAUAUGUUGGUUGGUACAAAAAGAGAACUUUCUUUCCUUGUAAGUUUUCUGCCAGCUUGCAGCCAGGAGGAGUGGUGCUGUUCAUUUUGGCUUCUCUCUGAGAGUGAAACAUGCCCAGAUUGUUCUUUCAUUUGUCUCCAUGUUGAAAGACUUCUGCAAAAAAUAACUUCGUGGGGUGCCUCUGAGAAAAAAUACUGAGCAAUGCUUGUAAGCUCAUCAAAGUUACAAUACAUCAGCAUAAUGAAUUUUGAUGCACUUACUUUUAUAAAUAUUCUAUAGGUUCAUUUAACAGACAUUGUGAAGUGGUACUGCCAUGCAGCUUGUCUGCAACUUCCCCAGUUGUCAGAGAGUUACUCAAGAAUGUGAUGGACAAAAGAAAUUGGGCUCCUGACAGAUUUCUUCAGAUUUUCCUUGUAGCAUCGGAUCUGUUCACAAUUAAUGGCUGUUUGAAGCUAGCAAAAUUCUAGAUUUUCUUAUGCAGCCUCAAUGUGUCGAUGGGCUUUUUUAACCAUUUCAUGCAGUUUGAAUGAAUCUUCUUUUAAAUUUCUUUAAUAUUACAACUGCUUGUGUGAUUAAGAAAUCCUGCAAAAAACUCUGUAUUUGAAAUCUAUAUUUAACCUGGACACAAUGGAAUGGGAUGCAGCAUCAGGGAAGGCAGGGCAAGACCUGGCAUUGGCUAGACCAGGAAGGCUGCGAAGGAGAGAKGCAGUGAAGUGUCAUCCUGCUGACAAGAAACAGCUGUCUUCAUAKGAAGCUGUUAAUAAUUGCAGUUUUCCAUUGGACCUCCACCUAAAUAACAAACCACURCACUUGGAGGGAUGUUUUCUUUCAAGUGCAAAUGAGUUUGAUUACUGCACUGAAUGCCCACAWUGAGAUUAUGCCCAUGAAUUAGAUAAAUUAGCUUUUGCAAGUUGUUCCUUGUGAUAAGAACAUGAUAGGUAAUGUGGUGCAAUAUCAAAACAUUGACAGAAAUCUACCUCUGAACAGGAAGGCAGUCCAGGAGUCUGUGGGAAGAGCUGUGUGUAGCAGGAACUGUAGUAGAUGUCUGUUAGAGAAAGAUGGGGUGUUGUGUGACAUUUCACAACAGAUUACUUUCAGAAACAACAUACACCUCCUUUGGUCUGAUUUUCUUUAUCUGCCRUGAUUUCCUCCAAAAACUCCAUCAGAAUUCUAAUGUAAUAAAGUGGUCCUGUUCUGUUUGUAUAGGCCUGUUUCUCUGUAUAUAUGGUUUGUAGYUGGAUGCAUGUUUAAAUUAUAUUGCUGCUGCUCUUUGUACAGUGUGCUUAUUUWUUUAUGUGCGUAUACUGGGURAAAUGGUACAGAAAAAGUUUGCUUUUCUGAGGAAAUCUUUGGUAACCUGCACAAGAGCUGCCUUGCUGUUCUGAAAGCAGCCCCUGGAGUGUUUGUAGGAUGUGAUGGAUCCUCCUCGGGGCUGUGUGGUGCUUUGGCCAGUGUCUGCUGCACUGAAGGGCCCUCGCUCCCUGUGCUGCUGGGGGACCCCAGGAAGGGGCUGGGCACUGGGUGAAAUACAUCUUCUCUGCUCUUACUACAAGGGAAAUCGGUGGCUCAGUGUCUAAAAUAACCUGUUCCAGUUGGAUCCACCAUUUCUUUCAUCUGCUCAAGUGUUUUAACCUGUUGAGCUAGUUUCAGUGUAAAGAGCUGUUGAGUUGUCUGCUGCAGAAUUCAGAAUGUCUCUGUUACCAUUAGUGACCUAAGUAACUGAGACUUGUAAUUUUUUUUUUUGUCAGCCUUUGUUUUAUAAGACUUUUUGGAGUAAAAUGUUUUAGUUUUUUAAAGGCUCUUUUUUAAAGUGCAAGUUUAAAAGGAAGGUUCUGCCCCUUAAGUCUUUACCCCUUCACCUGCUUUCAUUGAAAUUUUAACAUCUAUUAUAAAACCUUAUUGCAGCUUCACAUAUAGUAAAAUACUUGCCUAAGGCUUGAUUCUGGCUUUUAAAUCUGCAGUUGGAAAGUCUAUUAUUGUUGACAAUAAAUAUUUGUAGCCACAUUUCUGAAAUUACAGUAGUAUUUAGUUCCCUGAUUGGAUUUUGACAAAUAAUAAUUUCUAUUGCUAAUGCCUUUUCAGCAACAGGAAAAGCUCCUACCAUGGCCACAACGYUUUACCUCUCCCUUGUGUCCCUGAGACAAGAGGAUUUUUAGAAAAUUACAAAGUAGAGUGAUUAUGGGAAAGGAACUGGACCUAACAAAUGAAUUAAUAAAAUUGUCUUGGGGUGUUCUUGACUUGAGCAUGUCAGGUGCUGGAUUUUUGGGGUUAUAGCACUUUACUCUGAGACUGCUCCAGCAUGUUGUGAAGUCCCUUUGCCUGGUGCAGGAGGUUUCCCUCAGCCACAGCACCUGUGUGUGUCCACUGUGGCCAGUGCCAUGGGCAGUCCUGGGCUGUGCUCUCCCCAGGAAUAAUGCAAAUAUCCAUAUGCAGCAAUUACAGCUGGAUUACAGUUGGAUGAUGUUCAGUUACCCACAUUUUGGUGCUUUGUUUUCAAAUGCAGCAUGACCAUGAAUUGUCGUAAAUAAAUUUCCAUACUCAA